CAACGAUUUUCUGCAUCUGCUCUCUCUAUUUGUAGAUCGCGUUUCGAUUCAACUCAUCAUUUUCUCAGUUUCAUUUUUCUCAAUCGGAUCGAGGAGGAAUUUGGCUGUGUUUUGCUCUUCGAUGGAUUUUCCUCUCUCCAGAGGGGCGAAUUUCGUGGGGAAAAUCGUGCUGGUAGGUCUGCUUGCAAGUUUGCUUCUGAGGUGCGACGCUCAACUUCUGCCUGAGGAGGAAGUUCAAGUUCUUCAAACAAUAUCCUCAAAGCUUGGCAACACUUAUUGGAACUAUCUUAAUCAAAGCUCUUGCAAUGGUGGAUUUAACCAGACCUUUCUGCGGAAUAUAUACAGCGGCAUAGUGUGCAACUGUUCCUAUAAUAGCAGUACCGUUUGCCACGUAACUCACAUGUAUGCUCGUAUUAAAUUUUAAGGCUCACUUACUGUACUAAAAAGCAUGCAUGCUU
Messenger RNA from Salvia hispanica, 458 nucleotides. NCBI's taxonomy places the organism in Eukaryota, Viridiplantae, Streptophyta, Magnoliopsida, Lamiales, Lamiaceae. The record is from RefSeq and is a predicted model, not a curated record.